This is a messenger RNA of Syngnathus acus (greater pipefish), 1107 nucleotides long. RefSeq names its product serine and arginine rich splicing factor 3a (gene srsf3a). Gene Ontology annotation, cellular component: nuclear speck. Gene Ontology annotation, molecular function: RNA binding. NCBI's taxonomy places the organism in Eukaryota, Metazoa, Chordata, Actinopteri, Syngnathiformes, Syngnathidae. The transcript is spliced from 7 exons. Gene Ontology annotation, biological process: mRNA splicing, via spliceosome. Bases 171 to 674 code for a protein of 167 amino acids. The record is from RefSeq and is a predicted model, not a curated record.
UCGCUUACGUUGGUAUAUCCUGCCGGCGCUAACAACAAGUUAAGCUAGUUGUGUGGUCGCGUAGACCUCGACGGGAAGUAGGAACCGUUCCAGUCGCCCAACGGCGUUGAUAUUGGUGAUUUUACGGUAAAAUAACGUUGUAUUUCAUCAGUAGACUUGGACCUGCUGAAAUGGGAGACCCUUCUUUCAACAGAGACUGCCCCCUGGACUGCAAAGUUUACGUUGGGAAUCUUGGAAACAAUGGCAAUAAGGCAGAGUUGGAAUCAGCAUUUGGAUACUUUGGUCCUUUAAGAAGUGUUUGGGUCGCCAGGAACCCACCAGGCUUUGCUUUUGUUGAGUUUGAAGAUCCAAGAGAUGCCUCUGAUGCUGUGAGAGAGCUGGAUGGAAGAUCCAUGUGUGGAUGUCAAGUCCGUGUUGAGUUAUCCACCGGGGAAAAGCGUUCGAGAAGCCGUGGUCCUCCUCCGUCCUGGAGUCGAUACUCGAGAGAUGAGGGCAGGCGUCGCUCGCCAGCUCGACGCAGAUCCCCUCGGAGGAGAAGCCUGAGCCGCAGUCGCAGCAGGUCUCUUUCGCGAGACAGACGCAGAUAUCGGUCUACUUCCAGAGACAAGACCCGUAAGCGCUCAAGAUCAUUCUCGCGGUCAAGGAGCCGCUCUCGUUCUAAUGACAGGAAAUGAGGACCUCACAAAAUGGCUUGUGUGUGUGGGAACUCCUAUUUUUUUAUAGUCAUGCUAUCUUUUUAGUUGUUACUUAACAACUCAAUGUGGUGUUCGGGUUGUCUUGUAACUCUGUCAUUACAGUCAGUUGUUGACAGUAAAAGAUUUUUUUUUUCCCCUGUUUUUUUUGUUUGUUCAUUCAGCAUGAUUGUUUGGGUGUUUGGUAGGUUCUGAUCUUUAAUUGUCCUGCUAUCCAAUUUAAUUAAAAAAAAUUUUUUUUUAAUUUCACUGUUAAUUUGUGAUGGAAAACAGAUUUGACAAGGUUUGUUAGCUAAAGCAGCAACUGCAACUGUUUUUCAGUUGCAUUUUCAAAGCAAAACAUUUUCCUUUUGAGCUCUGACAACUUUGCUGAUGGUGAGUCGUUUCAUCAAUAAAAGUUUUUUCCUAAGUCAGA